Messenger RNA from Acanthaster planci (crown-of-thorns starfish), 1187 nucleotides. RefSeq lists its product as uncharacterized. The record is from RefSeq and is a predicted model, not a curated record. Lineage: Eukaryota; Metazoa; Echinodermata; Asteroidea; Valvatida; Acanthasteridae.
ACAGGUGAAUGCACGGGGCGGGAUAAGCCAACACAGGGCUUCCAGUUCCUGAGAUAAUUGGCAGUUACGUCACUCCGUUCAGUUGUCCGCUUUUGAAACUGCUGGUUUCCAGCAAACUGGUACGUCAGGUGUAUCCACAUCAAAGCUACAGAGGUAUAAUAUACAUGUACAUAUCACCGAGCCAAUGAACGAGGUAACCACUUGGUUACUUUCAACUGCCGCACGUUGAAGAAUGGACAGAGCAGUAGCUUUGAUUCUGAUGGUUUCAACACUGACAGUGUUGGUCUCAAGCCAUCAAGUCUGCUUCAUCGGCUCCGAGUUCAACCAAGGGUCUGGUCUCCCACCCCGUUGGUUCCUCCCUUACAACGAUCGCUGCAAAUGCGCUGCUGUUCGCUUGGGCGGAGUAGGCAUCCCUUCGUGGUACCGCAUGAGGGAACCUUACAUUUUGAGUGAGAUUUUCCUGAGUGAGGACCCCAACGAGAUCCAGGCUUUGUUCGGAUGUAUUCAUUCAGAUAGCAAUGAAGUCGGCACUACCGUGACGAAAGACGCCUUCGAAGAGACGGCCGGCGGGGGUCCACGACAAGCAGAACCCAAUCUCCCAUUAUAACUGCCCUCUCAAGGACUUUACUUUCUGAGGGCUUUAAUCUUUCAAAACUACACCACUUACCCCUGCAUCCUUGCAGUCGCUGGUAUCGACUCAUUUCUUUUGUCCACAAUCACUCGACGACUGUCUGUCUUAGGAGGGAGAAAAAGGUAGUUUUCUUCCCUAUGAUGGUUUUGAUAAAUUAGGUUUCUAAAAGCAGGGCGCCCUCUCUCCGUCUGACACUGGUUUGGAGCUCCCAACGGAAGGCAUACACUGUUUAUUUCACCGGCUUUGUCUCUGACAUAGCCAAGAAAAACUAAAUUCAAAGAAAGAUCGAGCAAUGUGUUUGUGGACUUCUAUCAAAAUGGUUAAAACCACUUGCCGCCGGGGACUCCGAUUUCGGACAAAAGGAAUUGGGCCUUGCAACAAAAGACCAUACUCAUAACAAAGACCAGGCUUUUCACUCUCAACAGUGGAGAUAAUCCAGCCUUGUUUAGAAACAGUGUAUCACGCUUUGGGGCAUUCAGCGUGAGCAGAUUACCACCGAGGCUAAAAGCGCUCCACCACUGCAGCGAUGAGCCACGCAGUACUGCUGCACGCUAAU